AGAUGGCUACCAAAACCGAUAGACAAACAUUGAGGUGUGCAGUUCUCCAAAGCCGGCAAAUAAACUAACAAAAUGGCUGAUAAAAAGACAGGUGGCAACAACGAUGGCAAAGAGAAGCGCCGCAAGGAGUCCAUUUUGGAUCUAUCCAAAUAUCUGGAGAAGCAAAUACGCGUCAAAUUUGCUGGAGGCCGCGAGGCGUCCGGAAUACUCAAAGGUUACGAUGCGCUGCUCAAUCUAGUGUUGGACAACACCGUGGAGUAUUUGCGGGACUCCGACGAGCCCUACAAACUCACCGAGGAUUCCACACGCAGUCUCGGCCUGGUUGUGUGUCGCGGCACUGCAUUGGUCCUGAUUUGUCCGCAGGACGGUGUCGAAAGCAUUGCGAAUCCUUUUAUAACGCAGUCAAUUGGCUAGGUUAAGGUAAAAAAGCAACAUACGCAUAGAAACUCCCAUUAAUUGAAGAUAAUGUAUAGUAUAUAUAUAUAUUAUAAAUACAAUUUAAAACUAAACAAUA
Messenger RNA from Drosophila grimshawi, 514 nucleotides. It is a transcript of the gene LSm7, whose product is annotated as U6 snRNA-associated Sm-like protein LSm7. Gene Ontology annotation, molecular function: RNA binding. Lineage: Eukaryota; Metazoa; Arthropoda; Insecta; Diptera; Drosophilidae. Gene Ontology annotation, biological process: nuclear-transcribed mRNA catabolic process; mRNA splicing, via spliceosome. Bases 73 to 414 code for a protein of 113 amino acids. Gene Ontology annotation, cellular component: U12-type spliceosomal complex; catalytic step 2 spliceosome; spliceosomal tri-snRNP complex. The transcript has 2 exons. The record is from RefSeq and is a predicted model, not a curated record.